Lactuca virosa is the source of this 1422-nucleotide messenger RNA. Lineage: Eukaryota; Viridiplantae; Streptophyta; Magnoliopsida; Asterales; Asteraceae. The record is from the annotation of a GenBank genome assembly.
AUGGCAGAAACUGGAAGCCCUCAAUUCCUGGCAGCUUGCUCUGCUACAACCUCUGCUUCUGGGGUAAUAUGCCUUUUAAGCACAUCCUUGCAGUUGCACACUUUCCUUAUGCCUCUUUCCAAUACUAGAUCUAUAACGGACUUUAGAUCAGAUUAUAAGUGUUCAGUGUUAGUAAUUUUUAUAAUACAGUUUAUUGGAGUUAUACUGGGUACAAUUGCCCCAUGUUCUAGAUCUUUUUCAACCUUAAGCUUUAACUUUUCGGGAAAAUGGAUAUGGAACCAUAUCAAGGUCACUAAAGUAGAGAGCUACUGGACUGAAAAGUUAUGUGAUUGGAAACGUCAUUGCAUACUAUUCCCAUCCAUUAGCCGCAAAGGCAAGAUUAUCCUCCAGAAUUUGUACAUCCUAAUUCUUCACAUAUGCAUAGCAUUUCAGAAGACAGUCGUGGUGGCAUGCAAGAUGAUAGUAGUGAUUCCAAUUUUCCUUGUAAUUUGUGUCUUGUGUUGUUCCGGUUGUUGGAAGUGUGUAAAGGUCAUGUUUAGCGGCCCAUGUAUCGUGUUGCUACAAAAGCCUAAGCCCCUAGGAAAUGAUAAAGAUUCUAGUCGUUAUGUUUUGCAACUUCAAGACGAAAUGGAGUUUGCUGAAAGAAAAUUGAAAGGCAUUACAGAAUCCGUUAACCACUUGAUCCAGAAGGCUGAAAAACAAACACCCAACAAUCUUACAAAGCUUCUAGGACAAUCUAGAGGUUUUCAAGGAGUUGAAAAGUUUGACAUCGAUCGUUUUCCAUCUUUACUUUCAGAAGAACAUCUCAAUUGUUGGAGCUUACCUUUGGUAACCCUAACAGCCAUCGCUAUGUCUCUUCCUAACAUUCAAAAUGACAUAGUUGAUAGCUUGGUGAGUGGUGUGAGUGAAGGCCUUGUGUAUGUCACACUUGUGGAAGAAAGCCUCAACGCUACUGAUGAUCUUGUAAUGAUUCAAAGUGCGGCUAAAACUUUGAUGCUAGAAGUCGAAGUCUACCACAAAUGGUUAGGAAACAGGCUGCACAAACCUACUCCUCAAGGGAAUACAACUAGACAGAGUCUUCAGUGGUUGAAUGAUACAGCAAAAACCAUUGUCACUGAGGUGGAAGAUACAGAUAUUGGAGGCCGAAACGAUAAUUCCAAAUGCAGGUGUAUCUGUGCCAAUUCAAUGUACCGUAUCACUGAAACAAUCCUGCUCUCCUACACUGAGAACAUUGACCAAGCUAGCCAAAAGGAACUGUUUGAGGAAUUAUCAUCAAUGGUCGCUGACAUAUUAGCUGCCUGUCUCACCAACUUACCCCAAGUCAUUGAAAUGAAAUGCCACACAAGUGCCAUUGAAAAAAGAGAGGCCAAUGUGGCAAUGUCCAUGCCGCAGCCCAACUUCUCGGUGAGACUACACAGAUAA